AUGGCUUUCUCACUUCCUCCAACGCUCCAGAAGAGCCUUGACGAAAGUCGGGUCGAGUAUGUGAGGCUCGGCACAUCAGGCCUCCGAGUCUCCGUACCAAUCCUCGGCGCGAUGUCCUUGGGCUCAUCCAAGUGGAUGCCGUGGGUGCUCGACGAAGAUGAAUCCAUCGAGAUUCUCAAGGCGGCCUAUGAUCGAGGUUUAAACACAUGGGACACGGCAGACCUUUACACGAAUGGCAUUAGCGAGGAGGUCAUCGGAAAGGCGUUGAAGAAGCAUAAUAUUCCUCGCGAGAAAGUUGUCAUCAUGACUAAGUGCUUUCUCGCCAUAACCGAAGAGCCGGAUAUUUUUACGGGUCCGUGGCAGCAAGAGAUGUCACAGAUGAAGGACUAUGUGAACCAAUCAGGCCUCUCUCGCAACGCGAUAUUCAGGGCUGUCGAUGCGUCUCUGCAACGCCUCGGAACCGAUUACAUCGAUCUCUUUAUGAUACACAGAUUUGACCCCUCCACGCCUAUUGAAGAGACGAUGAGAGCGUUACACGAUUUAGUCGUGUCCGGGAAAAUAAGAUACAUUGGUGCCUCCUCAAUGUGGGCAACACAAUUCGCGCGCAUGCAAUCCGUGGCUGAGAAGAACGGCUGGACCAAGUUUAUCAGCAUGCAAAACUACUACAAUUUGUGCUAUCGCGAAGAAGAGAGAGAGAUGAACAGAUACUGCAAUGAAACAGGUGUGGGAAUCAUGCCAUGGUCGCCCAACUUCGGCGGUAAAUUGGCAAAGCCACUCGGAGACGCAGCAUCUGUGAGAGCACAGAUGCCUUCACCAACUGGCAACAGCCUUACUAAAGCAGACGAAGAGAUUAUCAAACGGGUAGAGGAAUUGGCCUCCAAGAAAGAGUGGAAGAUGAGCCAAGUCGCCCUUGCCUGGCUUCGUAGCAAAGGAGCAGUGCCAGUUGUUGGUCUGAACUCGUUGCUGAGACUUGAAGAAGCAUGCGAUCUGCGCGGAAAAGAGUUGACAGCUGAUGAUAUCAAGUAUUUAGAAGAGCCUUAUGUGCCAAAGAACAUUGUUGGUCAUACUUAA
Messenger RNA from Trichoderma aggressivum f. europaeum, 1071 nucleotides. RefSeq lists its product as uncharacterized. The record is from RefSeq and is a predicted model, not a curated record. The coding region runs from base 1 to 1071 and encodes 356 amino acids. The transcript is spliced from 2 exons. NCBI's taxonomy places the organism in Eukaryota, Fungi, Ascomycota, Sordariomycetes, Hypocreales, Hypocreaceae.